This is a messenger RNA of Pimephales promelas (fathead minnow), 2199 nucleotides long. It is a transcript of the gene dio2, whose product is annotated as iodothyronine deiodinase 2. Gene Ontology annotation, biological process: thyroid hormone metabolic process. NCBI's taxonomy places the organism in Eukaryota, Metazoa, Chordata, Actinopteri, Cypriniformes, Leuciscidae. The record is from RefSeq and is a predicted model, not a curated record. Gene Ontology annotation, molecular function: thyroxine 5'-deiodinase activity.
AUAAAAAGACGCAGAGCGAUUCAGGAACCUGCCCAACGGGUAGCCUUUGGUUAACUGUAAAGCAGAAAGGAGGGGACGUUUGGCACUAUAGCGCUCUUCUGUGCGUAAAGACGCUGAUGCUUGGAGAGAAGCAGAUUCGGGCUCACCGCGCGCAAACGCCCACAUCCUCAAGUCGACUUUGCUUUCUUUUGGUGAAUGAAAGUUUCCUAGGAGGGGGACGGAAGAAGAGAUGAUAUCUGACCAGGAUGAGUCGGAAAGGUGAAUUUUAAUAAGCAAAAGUGCGCGUUAGCCACCUGUUAUAUCAGCGCGAAAUGGGCAUGCUUAGUGUGGACCUCCUGGUAACUUUGCAGAUAUUGCCGGGUUUCUUCUCCAACUGCCUGUUUUUCGUGCUGUAUGAUUCGAUAGUGCUGGUAAAGCGUGUGGUGUCGCUCCUGAGCUGCUCGGGCUCCACGGGUGAGUGGCAGCGAAUGUUAACCACAGCAGGCGUGCGCUCCAUAUGGAACAGCUUUCUGCUGGAUGCCUACAAACAGGUGAAGCUAGGCGGGGCUGCUCCAAACUCCAAGGUGGUGAAGGUCCCCGGCAUCAACAGACACUGGAGCAUCAGCAGUAAAACCCACAACGAGUGCCACUUGCUGGACUUUGAGUCUCCUGACCGCCCGCUAGUGGUCAACUUCGGCUCAGCCACUUGACCCCCAUUUAUAAGCCAGCUGCCGGUUUUCCGGCGGAUGGUUGAGGAAUUUUCGGAUGUGGCAGACUUCCUACUUGUCUACAUCGAUGAGGCUCACCCCUCAGACGGCUGGGCGGCUCCUCCCAUGGAGCCCUUUUCGUUUGAAGUGAGGAAACACCGCAAUCUGGAGGAGAGGAUGUUUGCUGCCCGGAAACUUCUGGAGCAUUGCUCCUUGCCACCUCAGUGUCAACUGGUGGCCGAUUGCAUGGACAACAACGCCAACGCAGCCUACGGUGUGUCCUACGAGCGGGUUUGCAUCGUACAGAAGAAUAAAAUCGCUUACCUUGGGGGUAAGGGUCCAUUUUUCUACAACCUUAAAGAUGUUCUGCACUGGCUAGAGAAGAGCUAUGGGAAGCGAUAAUUUCGGUCAAAUAGCCUUUUCUGUGAAUGGUAAAAGAUUUUAUUUUUGUAUGACAGAGAGAAAUCGAGGGUAAGGUGCUUUGGAACUGUUUAACGGUGGCUCCGGUGGAAACACUUGGGCUGGGCUCCAAGUUUUUUUUUCCCCUGAAUUGUCUAAAAUGAUCAGCAGGUGUCCUACAUUCCUAACCACUUUAAAAUUAAAUGAACAUAGACACUAAAUACUGACCAUGUGGUUUGCACUUCAAUUCUGAGAUUAUAUUGUUGCCAGCAAAACAAUUCGUAGAUGCACUAUUAAUAACUUGUUCCUUUGCGAUUAAUGUAGAGUUAAAAGUGUGCAAUAUUUUUGUGCGACAUAUAUUGCUUACAAAAGAAAACCAAAUUGCUGAACAGAAGAGAAAGCACAAGUACCCAGCUUUUUUUUUUAUGAAAAGAGAAUAAUUUAUUUUUUAUUGACAUUCAAUGUUUAUUUUAAUAUGUGGCCUAUUUAUGUGCCUGUAAUGCUUUCCUGUCCUCUCUUAAACUGACAAUCGGUCAUUUUCCAUAUUCCAUGUGCCAUCAGCUUUCACAUCCCUGAUAUACUGUAAGCAUUCUCAGCAUCCCAUUGUGAAAAUUACUAAUGCUAAUCAUUCACUCUGUAUUGUACUUAACAAUCACAACAAUCUCACCACUCUUCCGGAGAAACCGGAAACAAAUUAAGGGAACAUGUUCCCGGCAGCCUCAGCCUCUGGGUUUAGUUCGGACACUUGCCUUCACUGCAGUGUACAGGAAAGCUGAUGAAAAGUUUAUUUACUCCUGAAUGUUAGAGAAGUGUUUUAAUGCUCUGAUGGAUAAGCAGUCGCUCAUUUGGGUCAAUGCGGUGCUGGUGUGCACAUGAAAAUCACAGACGAAAUGGUCCACUGUCCUGUCUGUGGUUGGAUGAGAGACCACACCUCUCUGUCCUGAUCCAAAUGGGCACGACUGCUGACAUGCUGAAACAAUCAUUCUGAAUCUGAAUUACUAUGGUGGCUUUGAGUUUUCUUUCACAGAACUGUUCUCAUGUACCACAACCGUCCUCUUCCUUUUAAUGAGGAAAAAGGAAAGAAAAAAUAAAGCUGAACUGCUGUUGACUACGA